AUGCUGCGGUACGUUCCAUGUUGCUAUAUGGGUGACAAACCCGGUCGUUGCGAGCCGUUGCUGUCAGUAUUCAUAAUGAUGAAAGACCCACCCAGGGCGAUGGCUGACGAUAACGAAUGGAAAAAACUUCCUACUCUUAGCAAAGUGCAGCAUCAGCAAUGGAAGGCUCGCGCAGAGGGCUACGCAGAAGCACAGAAGCUCUUUACAGUGCAGGACUCGGAGACUGCACCGGUAUUUAACGAAUAUGUCAGCCUGAUGAAGACAUUUGUUGCUGAAGCAAACGCCAUUGCCCAAGAGUCUGCAUUGGAUUGCGUGCUAGCAUUUCUGGAGUCCGCAGCUAUAGCACCAAAAUGUGCCCCUGAUGUCUCUGCAGCUCUGGUUUCCAAGGGGUUGAGUUCCGCUCGGGCGAAAUCUAAGGACAAGGCAGUUGAAUGUCUGUUACAGUUGGUUGAAAUCGAACGUCACGAGGUGGUUUGUGAUGAGCUGAUUAAAGGCCUGUCGAACAAAAACCCCAAACUUGUGGUUGCAUGUUUACAAACAAUACGGAAAAUUCUAAAUUUGUUUGGUCCAAAAGUUGUUCAGCUCAAACCGUUGAUCAAAGAGUUCUCUCGGCUGUUUGAGGAUCGUGAUAAAAAUGUACGUGAGGAGACCAAGAAUCUUAUUGUGGAAUUAUACCGAUGGAUUGGACAGGGCUGCAAGCCUCUGAUGACUGAUUUGAAGCCGGUUGUGGUAUCCGAGAUAAACACACUUUGUGAAAAUCUCCCACCAGAAAAGCCUGUCCCUCAACGUUAUCUGAAAAGUCAGAAGCCGAAAUUCGAUAGUGCACCAGUUGACACGUCUGGAGGUGGUCCUACGGACAGCGCGCAUGCACCAGAUCAAGAACAAGUAGAUUUGGAAGAUUUGAUUGCUCCUGUCGACGUGUUGUCGAACAUCCCCAAUGACUACUGGACAUGGAUUGUGAGUCUGACUGAAAAGAAGUGGCAAACUCGGCAGGACGCUCUGAAAGCCUUACAGAAGGUGUUAGACGUUCCGCGCAUUCAACCGGGCGAUUUUGGGGAAUUGGUCAAAAGCCUCACACACGUCGUUAACAAGGAUACAAACGUGGUUCUGGUCACUCUGGCGACCGAGAUUCUUGGUCAGCUGGCCAAUGGUUUGAAGAAGAAAUAUGCUCCGUAUGCCCAACACACUGUGAGCACUUGUUUGGGGAAAUUUAAAGAACGAAAGCCGACACUCAUCACUGCACUACGAACCACCAUCGAUACAGCAAUGAAGGCGACCACUCUGGAUGUCGUAGUGGAGGAUGUUGUAUCUGCUCUUCAAGAUAAAUCUCCCAGCAUUCGAGCCGAGACGGCGCUUUUCCUCAGUCGCUUGUUUCCUCGGUGUACGCCGGCCAUGCUUAGUAAGAAAUUACUCAAAACGCUCACCGUGGCGUUAUGUGAAACUUCGAAAGACACAUCCGGAGAUGUGCGGGAGAACAGCUUCGCGGCUCUCGGGGCUGCAAUGCGUGUUGUUGGUGCGAAGAGCAUAGAACCGUUCUUAGGAGACUUGGAUGCAUUGCGGAUGGCAAAGGUGAAAGAACAUUGUGAAGCACCCGCUGCUGAGUCGAAAGAUGGCGCCAGCAAAGGUGCUGGAGAGGGUCGUCCAGGAACUGGGUCGGAACAAGAAAAACCGGUUACCAAACGUCCAGCCACAGCCAAACCCUCGUCUAAAGAUGGUGGCGAUGACAAUACUGCAGCAUCGGACGCUCCUUCCAGGCCAGCAACCGCGGCAUCAGUCAAGCGGAAACGCCGCCUGCUGCUAAGCCCUCCACAGGGGCUGGGAAAGCCACAGCAUCGGCCGCUCCCACCAUCCCAACAGAGACUCUUCUGUCCGAUGAACAAUGUGCACAAAAAGCUUCUGAUUAUGCGAAAACCUGGUUUGAAGGACACCAAUAUCGUAGUGUUACGGUCUCGUGUGGAACUGCUGCAAUCUGUGCUGGAUGCGGCGAAAUCCGUGUCUUCCAACCUGUCGGAACUUCUCAUUCCAGAACUCCUAGACAAGAUUGGCGAUGCCAAACUCUGCGAGUUGAUCAAAGCUGUGUUAACCACCUUGGCCGAGCGGUGUGACUUUCCCUUUGUUGGCUCACAGAUUCUGAAAUCGGUGAACCAGCUGAAAAAUCCACGUUCACAGGCAGACACGGUGAACUGGUUGUCACAGGCUAUCCGGGAAUUCGGCAUGAAAUUGUUUGGUGAGGAAUUGCCCGCCCAACUCAGCUCUGCAGAUUGGAAGGAACGAAACGCAGCUGUCCAAGAGUUACAAUCACGGUGUACUGCAAUCGGUUUGUCCGACCUGCCUACUCAGGUCGUAUGCCGGACAGUUAUGCGAAAACCUGGUUUGAAGGACACCAAUAUCGUAGUGUUACGGUCUCGUGUGGAACUGCUGCAAUCUGUGCUGGAUGCGGCGAAAUCCGUGUCUUCCAACCUGUCGGAACUUCUCAUUCCAGAACUCCUAGACAAGAUUGGCGAUGCCAAACUCUGCGAGUUGAUCAAAGCUGUGUUAACCACCUUGGCCGAGCGGUGUGACUUUCCCUUUGUUGGCUCACAGAUUCUGAAAUCGGUGAACCAGCUGAAAAAUCCACGUUCACAGGCAGACACGGUGAACUGGUUGUCACAGGCUAUCCGGGAAUUCGGCAUGAAGUUACCGCCACAGGAUCUCAUCGCCGCAUUACGGAGUGGUCUAAACGCUACAAACCCUGCAGUUCGUCAAGCAACUAUAUCUUUGGCGGGCUCAAUGCAUUUGUUCAUGGGAGACCCUUUACGCAACUUGCUUGCCGAUGAGAAGCCAGCCAUCGUCUCCCUUUUGAGUGCCGAGUUUGAGAAGAAUGCUGGCCAAAAACCGCCGGCUCCCAUUCGUGGUCAGCGCAGUGGAACUUCAGGAAUUGCGGGUCAAGGAGACGAGAACGAGGGGGCUGAGGGGGUCACAGAACCCGUGACAGAGGAGAUCGAUGCCGAGUCUUUCCUGCCUAGAGUUGAUAUCCGGGAUAAACUCACUCCAAACAUACUUGAAGGUUUGGGCAGUAAAGCAUGGAAAGAGCGACAGGAGGCAUUGAAUCAGAUACAGGAGAUACUUCAGUCGGCCAAACACAUCGAAGGUUCCAGCGGAGGCCUACAACCAACUUUCAACGCCCUGGCCAAAUUGUGCUCGGAUGCGAACAAGAUUCUGAGUAAAACAACCUUGACCUUACUAGGGGAGUUUGGCAAAGCUUUACCAAAAUCCGACGCUUCUGGCUAUUUGAAGGUGGUUGAGCCUGCCAUUUUGUUGUGCCUUGGCGACUCCAAAGUUCAGAAUCGCGAGGCUGCCCGCAAUGCCCUGUGUGCCUGGCAAUCACGAGUCCCGUUCUCUGCAUUGGUAGAAGACGAAAUGAUCUCCGAGGCACUUAAAUUAGAGAAUCCUAAUCUCCGGGCUGAAUUACUUAGCUGGCUUACGGCUGCCCUGACCGACCUACCAGUUAACUACCGCCGACAGCUUCCGCCAAAUUUGACGGAAACACUCAUGCCUCAGGUCUUCGCUGCAAUGGAAGAUCGUAACCCAGAGGCUCGUAAGCAGGCUCAGCUGUCUCUUCCUCAACUGAUCCGUGUGCUUGGUUGGGACGCAAUAGCCAAAGCCGCUGGAAGGCUCAAAUCCACUUCCAAGGACGCAGUCAUGCCGCAUUUGGAGAAGGCACGGGAAUCGGUGAAAGAUUCGAUUGCGUCCAAACCAGCAGCAGAAACAAAGAAACCAACGAUUCGCGGUGGCGGCGGUGGUGUGGCUUCUUCCAAAGCCGAAUCGGCACCACCCUCACCUCCUCCUGAAGACUCUGAGGAUACUACCUCCUCGUCAGCUGCUCCUUCGGCCCGUGGUUCCAAGAAAAAACCGGAUCCAAAGAAGCCAGCUUCCGCAGCCUCAUCGAAACGUCCCGUUGCCGAGGAGCCUCCAGUCGUGGUUCUGAUGCAGGCCAACAAGACAGCAAAAGCUGCUCGUCUGGCAGAUGAAAAGAAACGCAAGCUUCUGAAAUGGGAAUUCGACACCCCGACUCGGGAACAUGUGCAACAACUCAAUCAACUUUUUGCCGCGGCUGGCACUGCUCCAGACCUGCAUGCUUUGCUAUUCCACACAGAUUUCAAACAGCACCUCAAGGGGUUGGAUCAACUGAAUCGGUUUCUGGAUACCCCAGAGGGUGAGGAGGCUACCCUUGUCAAUAUCGAUCUAAUUCUGCGAUGGAUUGUCCUACGAUUCUUUGAAACCAAUCCUGUGGUGAUUGGCCGAUGCUUGGACUAUGUCACCAAACUUUUCUCUCAGCUCAGCGAAUCUGGAGUAAGCCUGACCGAACAUGAUGUGGGCACCUUCCUGCCCUUCUUGGUGCUCAAAGCCGGUGACUCAAAAGAUGCUGUACGACAGAGUGUGCGGGGUAUUUUCCGUGUGGUUGUCAACCUCUAUCCGCCAAGUCGACUGUUUUCCGCGUUGGCCAAUGGAAUGAAGUCCAAGAUCAACAAAACCAGACAAGAGUGCAUAGACGAAAUGGGUUCGUUGAUCGAACGGUUUGGCGUCAAUGUUUGUCAGCCCUCCGUCCCUGUGGCUCUGAAAACAAUCAGUCAACAGAUUGGAGACCGGGACAGCGGAGUUCGAACGGCAGCGCUAAAUUCUCUGGUUUCAGCUUAUGCACUCGUGGGUGAACAGUUGUGGAAGAUCAUUGGGAACUUGUCAGACAAGGACCGUACAAUGUUGGAAGAACGCAUCAAACGUGCUGGACGACAGCCAGUGAGCUCAUCCACCGAGCCCUCGGAACCCGUAUCUGCCAGAUCGAUUGUCGAUCGCAGAAACCGAGAUCCCUCUGAUCCUCGGCAACCUCCAGAAGUCGCUAGAAUGGCCCCCAAAGCAGCUGCACCCAUGUCUAGUUGCCACCAACGAGCUCUUGCAAUGCUGAACGAACUGGGCGAUUUGUCCCCAGAGAAGGCACCCAAUAUGCCACAGUUAAAUAACUUGGAUGCCGAUAUCUCCGACCUUUUCCAACCUAUCGAACUACCCACAUUGAAGACCCACGCACGUCAGUCUGUACUGAACGCUUUGCUUCGCACCAGCCCUGAUACAGCCUCCGCGAUCACCAUGGUUGUGACAGCCAUUUCUUCCAGUGAUUUCCUCGUCAGUUGCCACGCCCUUGCUGAAUUGGAUAUGGUUUUGCGGGAUGACAAAUGGAGUCUUUUGGUGAAUCACGUGAACCAGAUCCUCAUGCUGAUCACAAUGCAGUUGAAACAGGUGACCACGCGGUAUUUCGGCGACCCCACGGUGUCGGGUGAUGAGCUGCGCACGUUGCUUCGUUGUCACCUUGCAACCAUAGAUUCACUCUUCCAGCGAACCACCUUGGCUCGUGAAGCUUCCCGAGAAACAUUGCGCGAGCUCAUUCAAGCCUUGCUGCAGGUGAUGAUUGAUGAACGCACCACAGAAAUCCCGGACGGCGAGAAUGUUAUCCGAGCGAUCAACUCCCUGUGCAUCCGCAUUAUCGACGCAGCAAACGGAACAAGGGUUCUCAGUGCCUUCAUCCGCUUGUUGCAUGAGUCGGUGAGCAACGGGAAUUUCACCAACCGGUUCACACAAUCCGUCAUGAAAACCCUGUGGAGAAUUACCAAAGGGAUGGAGUCAGCUGAGAACAAUUAUUCUUUCGAUGUCAUCCUGCUGGAUUGUCACCACUUCCUCAAAGCGUUUCCAUCCGCCUCGUGGAAAACAAGAAAAUCCGACGUCCCAAUUCGUACAAUCAAGACCUUGUUACAUGUGAUGUGUCGGAUGCAGGGACCUUCGAUUUUAGACCUUUUGGAAACGAUCCCCAACAAGGAAGACUCCGAACUGGAAGCCUAUUUGAACCGCACGCUGAAAACGAUUGGAAGCAGUGGCCCUUCCGCAACAGUUUCUUCUUCCGAUCGGCCGUCAGUCAACUCGGAUACACGGAACAAGAACACUUUGCCUUCGGCGGCCACUCGGGAAAAACUGACGGAUAUCUUCAAGAAGAUUGGUUCUAAUGAACCGGAAGAGGGUUUGAAUGAGUUGUAUGACUUUACUCAAAUGUAUCCCGAGAUGGACUUGUCCGUGUUUCUCUCAAAAACCAGUCAGUUCUUCCAAACCUAUAUCAAACAAGCCUUGAAAAAUAUCGCAAUUGAACGUGCACGUCGGACCAAAGAUUCCGGCGGUUUCGCCGCUGGCGACGGGAACCGACUUCGUGCUUCCAUGCCGGGUCCGCUAAGUGAGCUGAUCACUGACGCAUCUGGCGUAGAUCCGAAAGUGUUCAUGAAUCGUUUGGCCCAGCUUCGACGCGAACUAGGUCUGGGCGGUGUCUCCACAACGAAUGUGGAUGAUGAACCUGGUGAGCCACUGGGAGCCACACAAAUGGACGGCGUAGAGAACACAAUACGGAGCCCUGCCCUGGAGGCCACCUUGCGGAAUAUGGUCAGUCCGGCUGAUGCCCCUGUUCAGGCUGAAUCCUCACAACCAGAAUCUCGACCGACGAUCUCAGCAAACGAGCUAUUAGAAAUUCGUCGCCGUCUUGAACGCAUCAAGAGUGGCCAAGUUGUUUGAAACUUCGCAACCCUUCCAGAUUCCUCCUCACUCGAAUGACUAGAACUCUCCCCGCCACUGACUUGCAUUGCCCGCGCUCCUGCUGUUUUUCUCCUAUUUGUUGGCUCCUUCCAUUUGUGUAUAUUCUCUAUGUAUUUUUCAACCAGCCACAGACAGACCGGUUCACAGCUGUCAGUUGUUGUGCGUCAGCAUGGCAUCUGAAUAAAUAUUCGCCUAUAUUUUCACUCACCUUUCUUUCUCUCUGGAUACAUAGAUGCAGACUUUUGGUGCCCGAAGUUGGCCGUUUUGCUUCCACCCGUGAUUUCUUUCGACCACAGUGCGCUUGCAUUGCCCGCGCUCCUGCUGUUUUUCUCCUAUUUGUUGGCUCCUUCCAUUUGUGUAUAUUCUCUAUGUAUUUUUCAACCAGCCACAGACAGACCGGUUCACAGCUGUCAGUUGUUGUGCGUCAGCAUGGCAUCUGAAUAAAUAUUCGCCUAUAUUUUCACUCACCUUUCUUUCUCUCUGGAUACAUAGAUGCAGACUUUUGGUGCCCGAAGUUGGCCGUUUUGCUUCCACCCGUGAUUUCUUUCGGCCACAGUGCGGAUCCAGC
Opisthorchis viverrini is the source of this 7171-nucleotide messenger RNA. RefSeq lists its product as hypothetical. Gene Ontology annotation, cellular component: spindle pole; centrosome; kinetochore. Gene Ontology annotation, molecular function: microtubule plus end polymerase activity; microtubule plus-end binding. Lineage: Eukaryota; Metazoa; Platyhelminthes; Trematoda; Opisthorchiida; Opisthorchiidae. The transcript is spliced from 34 exons. Gene Ontology annotation, biological process: establishment or maintenance of microtubule cytoskeleton polarity; mitotic spindle organization; microtubule polymerization. The record is from RefSeq and is a predicted model, not a curated record. The coding region runs from base 1 to 6582 and encodes 2193 amino acids.